Molecule: messenger RNA, 1869 nt
Organism: Acanthosepion pharaonis
Lineage: Eukaryota; Metazoa; Mollusca; Cephalopoda; Sepiida; Sepiidae
Source: the annotation of a GenBank genome assembly
AUGCGACAUUUUUGGCGGAGUACGGGGUUUUGUCCUUCAAAACCUCAUUCUGAAAGCUUCAAGUAUGACACUGGACCAGACAUGAUACAAAACCUUGCGUAUAUUGGUGCCAUUCCUUUCUCAGGAAUACAACAAGUGCGUAUUCAUUGGUUGCUGGACCUUGUGCAAGUUAAGGAAUGGAAUUUAAAACCUAUUUAUGAGUUUUUGUGGCUUGAUCGACUUGUGGAUCAGCUUCAUGUGAAUGGAUUGUUUCCUGGAUUUGAACUUAUGGGAACCCUGAAUAAUUUCUUCAAUGACUUUGAGAACAGAACACAGUUAAUUCUUUGGAAAGAUCUUGUGAAACAAAUUGCAGAAAGAUACCUCAAGAAAUAUGGACUCCAUUAUGUGCAGCAGUGGAAUUUUGAGACUUGGAAUGAACCUGAUUGCCACGAUUUUGAUACUGUCAAUAUGACCAUUACAGGUUUCUUAAAUUAUUAUGAUGCUUGUUCAGAAGGAUUAAAAAUGGCCCAUAACUCUCUGAAGUUUGGUGGCCCUGGCGAUGGCUGUUAUUACAAGAAACAUCACCAUGGACAUAAGAAAUUUGCACAUGCUCUCCUCAGUCACGUGAUUAAUGGCACCAAUUAUUUCACUGGAGAAAAAGGUGUUCGCAUUGACUUCCUGUCUUGGCAUUUGAAGGGUGAAGGCAAAGCAAGGCAUAUACUUGAUCUUGAACAGCAACUGGCAGCUGAAAUCCAUCUAAAAUAUCCUGCUCUUCAAUCCAAACCCUUCUAUAAUGAUGAAGCCGAUCCUUUGGUUGGUUGGAGCAAACCCCGGAGUUGGCGAGCAGAUGUUAACUAUGCUUCUUUAGUGGUCAAGGUCAUCAGUCAACAUCAAAAUCUUUGUGAUUCUCUUUUAUUGAACUAUUCACUGCUCAGCAAUGAUAAUGCAUUCCUGAGUUAUUAUCCACAUCAAUUCACUCAACGGACUUUGUUAGCAAGAUUUCAGAUGAACAACUCCAGUCCUCAGCAUGUUCAGUUCAUAUGCAAACCAGUCUACACAGCUAUGGUUAUGUUGGCCUAUCUUGGAGAAGAACAAUUAAAUAUCAACAUUACAGGUGAAGGUUAUUUGAAGAAGGAGGAUAAGAAUUUUGGUGGCCUGGCAACAAGACAUAUUUCAAAUAAAUCACUACCCUCUGACAGUUUUCAGAUUUCUUUGUUAUUGUUCAAUGCCACAGACCCAGGUCCUAUUUAUGAAUUGGAAAAGGAUCCUAAUAUGAAUUGGGGAAACAUGCACAAGUUGUCUGUUCAUAUAUAUGUCAGUGUACCACCAACAUCGAGUAAAGAUCUCCAGAUGAUGGUUUAUAAAAUCAAUAACACUUUUGGAAAUCCUUAUGAUGUCUGGAAAAACAUGGGGAAACCAGAUUUUCCAACAAAAGAGCAAUUUCAGGAAAUUCGGAAACAAGAGGGUUUGCAAAUGUUGUACCACGCUGCUAUAAAUCCAGGUGUUGUUGAUUUACCUGUAUUAGGCUUCUCUGCUCCAUCUCUGUUGCUUGUUCACAUUUGUUCAAAAGCAGCUUCCCCACCAGGUCAGGUCAUUUCUGUUAGAGUACAGAAUAUUACAAGGAACCAGGUAUUGGUUGUAUGGUCUGACAGUCUUAUUGGUAGCAAAUGUAUUUUGAGAUAUGAGGUUGAAUUUUCUAAAAGUGACUCCUCUUCUGAUUACGUAAGAAUCAACAAAUUCAACACAACUCUAACUGCGUAUGUAUUUGCACCAAUCAUGGAUCAACAAGUCACUGAAAAUGAGUUAGUGAGAGGAUAUUAUCGAGUGAAAGCUGUUGAUUAUUGGCACCGAUCUGGCAGAUUUUCUCGUCCAUUUUACUAUUCUAAUUGA